AUGAAACGUACCCUAGAUGGAUACGUUACUGGUCAGGAUAACGCUAAGCGCAUACUCUCGGUGGCAGUAUACAAUCAUUACCUCCGAACUCGCUUCUUGCAAGCCCAGGCCGACAUCGCUGCAGCAGACGCCAUGGAAGAUCCAGAGCCUGUAAACAAACAUCCCGUCAUAUCAGACUUUCCAGGACAACGUGAGGGUGCUUCGCUACCGCCACCGACGAUUGAAAAGAGUAACGUUCUGCUUCUGGGUCCAACGGGAUCCGGAAAGACAUUACUCGCACGAACCCUUGCGAAGAUUCUAGACGUGCCACUAUACAUCAGUGAUUGCACAGGGUUGACCGAGGCGGGAUACAUUGGUGACGAUGUGGAGAGGUGUGUGGAGAGACUUCUAGCCAGCUGUGACUGGGAUGUUCGCCGGGCCGAAUCAGGUAUUAUUUGCCUUGAUGAAGUGGACAAGAUUGCUCGUCACCCUGAUAGACACGGGAAGGAUGUCAGUGGUGAAGGUGUUCAGCAAGCAUUACUGAAAAUGCUCGAAGGAGCCAUAGUGGAAUGUACGGACAAAGUUGGGAAGGAACGUCCACGAACUACAGCAGGGUUAGGUUCGGGUACAACCUCUUCACAGAAGGGUGAGAUUUACAUGGUUGAUACGAGCAACAUCCUUUUCAUUUUGAGCGGAGCGUUCGUGGGAAUGGAGGAGUUGAUUGCCAGACGCUUGGAUAAAGGCAGUAUCGGUUUCGGAAACGCUAUCCGGCGUGACAGGAAUCUCGAGUCUGAGGAGAAGGCCGGCGACGAUGACAAGAGCGUACUUUUUGCCCCAGAUACGCCGAAGGAGAAUCUGCUCGAUCUCUUGGAGCCCACAGAUCUCAUUAAAUUUGGAUUCAUCCCCGAGUUUGUUGGCCGCAUACCCACCUUCGCCCCACUUGCGAAACUUUCUCUAUCUCAGCUCUUGCAUAUCCUGACUGAGCCUCACAACUCCCUGGUCUCCCAAUACAAACAAAUAUUUGCGCUCUCGUUCGUUGAGUUGUACUUCACAACCCCCGCUCUGGCCCAAAUUGCACGCCGCGCUUUGGUCAAGAAGACCGGAGCGCGUGCACUCAGGCGUAUCAUGGAUCAAGUACUUCAAGACGCCAUGUUUGAAGCCCCAGGAGGCGGCGUACGGUACGUAGUUGUGGAUGAAGAGGCUGCGAAGGACCGUGGUCGCAAACCCGUGUAUUUCUCACGGGGUCAAAAAACUGCGGUUAACAAUUUGAUCGAUGAUGAAGAGGCGCGAUGGCAGAAGAUGAAAGCGAAGUACGAAGCCAUUAACGACACUGCUGGGCAGGUUCAAGGUGAAGAGUUUGAUCGUAAGUAUGAAGAACCGGACCGCCAAGCCACGAGCAGUAUCCCUUGA
Saitoella complicata NRRL Y-17804 is the source of this 1389-nucleotide messenger RNA. Its product is annotated as ClpX, ATPase regulatory subunit. Lineage: Eukaryota; Fungi; Ascomycota; Saitoellomycetes; Saitoellales; Saitoellaceae. The record is from RefSeq and is a predicted model, not a curated record. The transcript is spliced from 4 exons. Gene Ontology annotation, cellular component: mitochondrial matrix. Gene Ontology annotation, biological process: protein catabolic process; proteolysis. The coding region runs from base 1 to 1389 and encodes 462 amino acids. Gene Ontology annotation, molecular function: ATP hydrolysis activity; ATP binding.